Molecule: messenger RNA, 1955 nt
Organism: Malaya genurostris
Lineage: Eukaryota; Metazoa; Arthropoda; Insecta; Diptera; Culicidae
Product: DC-STAMP domain-containing protein 2
Exons: 4
Coding region: 78-1955 (625 amino acids)
Cellular component (GO): membrane
Source: RefSeq, a predicted model, not a curated record
CGAAACGACGACAGCCGCAUUCGCCCCGCAAGUCACCGUGGCAACGAAAACCGUGUAGAAUCGCGUUCGGUUUAGUAAUGGGCUUUACGAAAACCGUUACCAUGUACCUUCUACUACGAUAUCAGUUCGAUGUGAACCGACGAACUACCCUCGUAACAGUGGCCGUUCUGGGAUCAAUGUUCACCCUAGUUUCUUGUCACAGCUCUAGCUUUCAGUGUCUGACACUGCUGAUGCUACCGCAGAUCCUUAGCAAAAGAGGAAGAGCAUCCAUGAUAGCGUACACGUUUGUACUGGCCAUAAAUGGUCCAGCUAGGAAUGCUAUUGCGAACAUAGAAGUCGUUGGAAAGGCGAUUACUUGUGGUCAACAGCAGUUACGGCUUACCAUCCAGGAGGUACUACAGGAAGCCAAGGUGCCUUUCAUUGCACUGAAAAAGGCAAUCGGGAAAAUUCUGGCCGCGGUCGAAAAUACUUUUGCGAAAGUUCAAAGCGUCCUAAUGGAGGUUCUCCGAUUGAUAAAGAGAAUACUUAGUAGCAUCAGAGCCGGAUAUCAGUGGCUAUCGAACGUCGUUGCUUUGUGUAAUAAGAAGAAUGGCACUCCAUUCGAUCGAUGUUUCAAGGCACUGGAAUCGGCGGCAGAAGACUGUAAAAAGCGAAUUCACGGAAUAGAGCUUCUAUGUGAAGUGACACAUGUGGCAAAAGUGGUCUGUUACAGUGUCAAACUCAUUGAUUACAUGUGUGAGCUAAUAGAUUUUGCUAGUGACACAAUUAUCGAAGAUAUUGAACGAAAACUACAAGAAUUUAUGUACAACAUGACGAUCAUGUUUGCUGUAAAGGUUGAUUUCGAUCACACAUUUGCUUUCAAAACCAAUUCAACGAAAAGUUUCUCCCAAAUCACCAACGAAAUCGAAGAAGAAAUUCGCCAUAAAAGCAAGAGUUUGUUUACACUGUUCAAUAUUCACAGCGUUAUUUCAAGCUUCUGUUUCGUUUGUAUUAUCAUUAGAUCCAUAAGAUACAAACUGAAAUAUCUCACCAAAGACCACUUCGACAACUGUUACCUCAGUCGAGACUUCGAACGAAUCGACGAACGGCGUAAAACUUUGGGCCGAGAUUCGGUACUGCCACUGACCCAAGCAGAACGCACCCGAUACAUAGGUCUAACGUCAGCAUCACUGACUCGUAAGGAGCAGCUUCGAAUCGCACGGAAUGCAGUUUUUCUCUUCGUCUCAUCUGUCCAAAUUAUGGGACUGCUCAGUGCCGAUUACUGCCUGUACUGGUUGCUGAUCACGAUUCGUUAUGCCACCCUCCGUCAAGCCGGCAUCGAAACGCCUCCGAUGAUCACACUGGAAGUGAGUGGAUGGGGUAUGGUAGCCGAUAUGUAUCGUGGUAUUGUGGGUGCCUUCGAACCCAUGGUCAAGCAUCUGGGAAUUCUGGAUCCAGUUCUGUGCGCACCGGAACCGCAUCGACCAAAUCUUACUCGAUACUUGCAGAUUUGUUUGAUUUUACUUUUUUGCUGGCUGUGUAUUGUUUUGGAACCAUACGGACUACGUGUCCGGCAGUUGAUCAUGAAAUUAUACUACCCGAGCAGAGCACGCGAAAGAACCGCCUGGUUAUACAACGACAUUCUACUGAAAAGGGAGAACUUCAUUAAAAUUAUCCGAAGACAACGAUUUUGCAAUAAAAACGGUUCCGUCCAGGAAAACGCGAAUUGGAUGGAUGUUAUCAGAUCCAAAACAAACCGAUUUUGGAUUUGUCGCAAAAUCUUCGGAAACAGUGGAGGGAGAAGAUGCAUUCAAUGCGGCACUAGACUGACGAAAGAUGACCUGAUCAGCUGCCUGCGUCCUGGAUGUCCGGGGGUUUAUUGCUAUGAAUGCUGUCUGGAUGUCCAGUAUGUAUGCUCGAUUUGUUCGGAACGCUUGGAUUCGGAGGAUGCGAGUAAUGAUUCCUUUGAAAAGUAA